Prunus avium (sweet cherry) is the source of this 796-nucleotide messenger RNA. Lineage: Eukaryota; Viridiplantae; Streptophyta; Magnoliopsida; Rosales; Rosaceae. The record is from RefSeq and is a predicted model, not a curated record.
GCUCUGUUGCCACUUUACUAGAUCACAGAAUCUUCUUCAACCUUUACCUCAACCUCCAUUAGACUAUUUAGAGGUCAAUCCCAAAAUCAUACAAGAGAAAAAAUGGAUCCAACCAUGACCAGCCCUUCAGGUAUCACUGACUUUGUUAUAAGCAAAGGCAAUGGAGUUAAGGGUCUUUCAGAAAUGGGUCUCAAAAGCCUCCCAAAGCAAUUUAUCCAGCCCCUUGAAGAGAGAAUUAGCACAGCAAGUUUUGGGAUAAAAAACUCCGAAGAGUCUGUUCCCAUCAUCGACAUGUCAAACUGGGACGACCCGAAAGUUGCAGAAGCUAUUUGCAGUGCAGCAGAGAAGUGGGGUUUUUUUCAACUUGUCAACCAUGGGGUGCCCAUUGAAGUGCUUGAGAAUGUGAAGGAGGCAACUCAUCGCUUCUUUGAGUUGCCAGCUGAGGAGAAGAGUAAGAAUUUGAAAGCGCAUUCGCGUUCGAACAAUGUCCGGUUUGGAACGAGCUUUAGCCCUCAAGCAGAGAAGGCUUUGGAGUGGAAAGAUUACCUUAGUCUCUUCUAUGUUUCUGAGGAUGAGGCCUCUGCACUUUGGCCUCCUGCCUUGCUUGCAAGUGGGGAGAAAGCACUGUAUAAGAAAGUUCUGUAUUCUAAUUAUGUCAAGCAUUUCUUCAGCAAGGCUCAUGAUGGGAAGAGUACGAUUGAGUUUGCCAAAAUUUGAAGUUUUACUUUAUAUGUGCUAUAUGGGAAUGCUAUGUUGUGUGAAUAAGCUUAGUGAUCAAGGUCUUAGAAAUAAAAAU